Molecule: messenger RNA, 2109 nt
Organism: Parnassius mnemosyne (clouded apollo)
Lineage: Eukaryota; Metazoa; Arthropoda; Insecta; Lepidoptera; Papilionidae
Source: the annotation of a GenBank genome assembly
AUGGGAAGUCGAGCACGAAUGUUAGUCAAACUUUGUGAGCAAGAAUGUUCAAAAUUUGAUAGUAUUGGGGACCAGUCUCUUCCUUCAAAAACUGUUAUUUCUACUAGUGCAAAUGAGAUAUUUUCUGCAGAACAAAACCAAGACGUCAGCAACAUUAUUUCAAACAUUGAUACUGCUUGCUCUAGUCAACCAUCGAUUGUGACAGAAAAUAUUAUUUCUUCUCUAAAUAAGGCGGAUCCGUCACCGAUCCUCCUAGAAAACAACGAAAACGAUAGUGAAGACGAAACUAAAGACUUUUCUCCAGACGAUAGUGGUGAUGAAUAUAAGCCAGAGAAAUCUGUACAACGCAACCGUAUUAAUUCAACGUCAUCUAGCUCAUCUUCGGGCUCUUCAUGCUCAACUUCAUCGUCUAGUUCAUCUGGUACUACUUCUAGCUCACCAUCAACAUCGAUUACUCAUGAUUCCGUCAGAAAUUCCAAUUUUAUAGAUACCAGCCAAGAUUUAGCGCUACCUUCCGAGACUGCAGUUACCAAGAGAGGCAAGAAGAGAGUUCGUAAUGAAUCUGCAUGGAUAAAAAAUGUACGAAAACGUCAGCGAAAUUCUGGAAAACAAUACGUAUCUAGAACUGGCAAAACUGUUGCAGCUAAAUCUAUUAAACCACCUUGCACAGAAAAAUGUAGGCUCAAAUGCCGUGAUAAAAUAACGGAGGAACAAAGACAGGAGAUAUUUGAGUGUUAUUGGGGCUUGGGAUCACUACAAAGACAGCGUGAUUUUUUGAACUCCUGUUUAAUAACUUUGAAAGUUCCCUACCGUCGAGUAAAAGAAGGAGUUGCCAAAGCUAGGAACCAAAAUUGUGUUUUUAAUUUCACGGUGAAUGGUGAAACUAAGCGGACGUGCAAAACUUUUUUUUUAAAUAGUUUGGGUAUAUCAGAGCGAACACUGCGAACGGUUAUUGAAGGUAAAAACAGUUCUGGUACAGGUGUGAUCCCUCAGGACAAGCGUGGCAAGCAUGCUCAUCAUAAUCAAGUAAACCCAGAAAUCAUGCAAUCCGUUCGCGAUCACAUUAAUUCCGUGCCUAGAAUUGAGAGCCACUAUACUCGGGCUAACACAACUCGUGAAUUUAUUGAUGGCGGUCUUACCGUUAAAGAGCUGCAUCGAAAUUACGUAUCUAGUAGAGGAACGAUGCCAUCGGCAACUUUUGACACGUAUUACCGAAUUUUCAACACUGAAUUUAACCUAUCAUUUUUUGUACCCAAAAAAGAUCAGUGUGAUCUAUGCGAGUCUUAUAAAAAUGCUGUCGGGAAAGACCAACUCAAAUUAAAAGAAGCUUAUGAAGAGCAUUUAAAACAAAAAGAUUUAAGUAGGAAAGAGAAAACUAAGGAUAUUGAGUUACUAAAAGAAGAUGGUAACAAUAUCGUUGCAAUAUACGAUUUACAGGCAGUUAUGCCUGUACCUAUCGGUAAUAGUUCAGCGUUUUUUUACAAAUCAAAGUUGAACUGCCUAAACUUUACGGUUACAAACUUAAAAGAUAGCGUAACAAAUUGCUAUUUCUGGCACGAGGGUCUUGGCAAUAGAGGAGCUAUAGAAAUUGGUUCUUGUGUGUUCAAAUUUCUGAAAGAGACUGCAGAGCGUCAUGCCAAUAGCAAUAUAAUAUUUUAUUCUGACAACUGCUGUGGUCAGCAAAAAAAUAGAUUCCUGCUUGGCAUGUAUUACUAUGCGGUUGAAACUCUUCCAAUAAAUUCAAUCACACAUAAAUUUUUGAUACGUGGGCACACUCAAAAUGAGGGCGACAAUGCUCAUUCGCUCAUCGAAAAGUCAAUUAAAAGAGCAAAAAAGUCAGGUCCUAUCUAUAUUCCAUACCAGUACGUGCAACUUAUACGCAACACCAAGAAAACUGGGAAUGCUUUUGUAGUAAACGAGCUUAACUAUGACGAUUUUUAUGAUUUAAAAAAGCUAUUUGAAGAUAUUACACUAAAUGUUAACAAAGAUCUGCAAGCUUACAAUUCAAAACUUACGAUUUCUGAUCAAAAAAAGCAGGAUUUGCGUACUUUGUUACAAAAAAACAUUGUUCCCAGGUGCUAUUCCGGAUUUUACGAGAGUUUGUUUUAA